Messenger RNA from Cadophora gregata, 774 nucleotides. RefSeq lists its product as uncharacterized. The coding region runs from base 1 to 774 and encodes 257 amino acids. NCBI's taxonomy places the organism in Eukaryota, Fungi, Ascomycota, Leotiomycetes, Helotiales, Ploettnerulaceae. The transcript is spliced from 3 exons. Gene Ontology annotation, molecular function: RNA polymerase II cis-regulatory region sequence-specific DNA binding; DNA-binding transcription factor activity, RNA polymerase II-specific. The record is from RefSeq and is a predicted model, not a curated record. Gene Ontology annotation, biological process: regulation of transcription by RNA polymerase II.
AUGAACCUCUUUCGCAACGAUCACGAGAUGCAAACACAAAAUACCGGAAGAGGGAUUCAGCUAGCUGAAGACACUUGCCACAUCAAGCCCGAUACCGAAAAUCUCGCCCUCUUCGACAUCGAAUCAGUCUGGUGUUCUUUCUGCCAACGCCCACGAUUCGACGACGGUCUCAGCACCGAACUCUGCAUCUGCGUCUCUUUCACAUCCACCAACAACACAUGGCUACCCCAAGCGGUCGACAGCAGCGCAUUCCAGAGCCUCCAGCCUCGCCACUACGAUGCUGUUGAUAGCUGGCUGCAUGGCUCGGUAGAUGUCCAUGCGUGCGUUAGUUCGCAAACGAGUGCUUUCGAUGCGAUGACUGGCAUCUCCCCAAUUGCAACGAGUCUGGGAUUGUAUUCUCUGUCUACAUCAGGUGAAGAUGUUUCAUCGCCAGCAACCAGUAUCACGCCUAUGACGAGGGGAAGCAGCGUGACGAGCACAUCGAGCAGAACUCCUUCCCGUGAGCGCGAAUCCGAACGCAGCAGUCUAGAAAUGAACAACAGUGAUAGCUCAGAGUUCCGACGCAUGUUGAGUGCGAAACAGAGACGUCGCGAGCAGAACCGCAAUUCUCAGCAUAGAUUUCGGGAGCGCAGGAAUCAGGUGACGAAGGAUUUGCAGGAUAAAGUGGAUAGUUUGACAAAGAUCAAUGAGAUCUUGAACAAAGAGAUUGCUGCACUGAGGAAGAAGCUGGGUGGUGCUAGUGAGGGCAGCGAGGGGAUAGUAGGAGGAGUUUAG